Molecule: messenger RNA, 5018 nt
Organism: Physeter macrocephalus (sperm whale)
Lineage: Eukaryota; Metazoa; Chordata; Mammalia; Artiodactyla; Physeteridae
Gene: GOSR2
Product: golgi SNAP receptor complex member 2
Exons: 4
Coding region: 1767-2210 (147 amino acids)
Biological process (GO): intra-Golgi vesicle-mediated transport; vesicle fusion
Cellular component (GO): late endosome membrane; endoplasmic reticulum membrane; ER to Golgi transport vesicle membrane
Molecular function (GO): SNAP receptor activity; SNARE binding
Source: RefSeq, a predicted model, not a curated record
GAAAGUUCUAAAGCCUCACUUUUUACAUUUAGGCUUUAAACCAUCUUGAGCUUAUCUUUGUGUACUAUUACAUGAGGUGUCUUUUUUCCAUAUGGAUAAUGAGCUGAGCCAUCAGCACUUAUUGUUGUCCAUUCUUUUCCCACUGCCAUUAGAAAUUCACCUCACUGCCCACAUCUAGGCUUUCAGGGAAGUCCUAGUUCUCCUUUCCAUCUCAGCAUUGCCAUCCAGUCCUCUCUGGCUGUUUUCACAGUUGCCCUGAUCCAGCUGUUGGUUUCUUCAAGCUGCCUUUCCACAUCUGCCUCCAUAUCUCCACGUGGCUCCAUUCUGAAGCAUCCAGACUUGCCUUCCUGAAGUAGCAGGCUCUAGGAGUGACUUCCUGCUGCCUCUCAGGACCAUGGGUCUUGCCCAGGAGCGCUCUGAGAGUCGUUAGAGAGCUGCUCUUGCUUCUGGGGCCAUGGGUCAUGUUUAGAGGCCACAGGGACACCCUGGAAAAGACCAGAGGCAAGUUCAAAUGAAAUUUGGGCUCCUGGCUCGCAUUGGUAAAUUUGGGGUCACAGUUUGUGGUGCUCAUGGUGGAGGAUGGUUGCUGACCUUUCCCACAAGGGUUGGUGAUAAUGGAAGAGCUCACAGGCCCCUCCCAUGUGGCUCUCACGUGGGGAGACCAGAAGCACCAGGAGGCGGUUGUUGGGGUAAGAUAAACAGUAUCCCCAUGACUGAUCACAGAGGAUGGCUUGGAAAGGCUCAGCGGGUAGGUGACCUUGCCCAGUCCCCGGGGAGCCUCCAAAAGAUGCUCUGGGGCCUGAUGUCCGGGACCAUGCCAGAGGUUCUGGGUGCAGUGUUGGCGUUUCCAAAUGAGAUGACAGUCGCCUCGUAUUGCCAGGGAAAGAUGUUGACCAAACAGGAGAUCCGUAUCUUUCAGGGCCUUCCUCCAACUAAUCACCUCAUCCCCUUCUCCCCUCUGACCCCAACCCUCAGGCAGGCCAGCCUGCUGGUAACCCACGUGACGUGCCUUGCAGGCCUUUUUGCACGUCAUUUUCUCCACAUCUUCCUUCACCAAAUCAUGUCUGUCUUCUUCAAAAUGAUGUUGAGAACUCCCUUCACCCACAAAGCUGUCCCCAGCUCACUCUUCUGUUCAUUGCCUUUGCUUAGCACUGCUGCGCGUAGCUCCUCAGCUUUCUUUUUGUUUACACUUCUAUGUGUUAGUGUUCUCGUAAAUCUUCUUGGGACUUUACAUGUCUAUCUGGCCUGUCCUUCCUAAUUACACUGUUUCUCAAGGACAAGGAUUAUAUCUCUUUUGCCCUUUGACUCUCCCUAGUACAGACCAGUGCUCAGCACAUUGGGUCAAAGAACAGAGAGUGGGAUUGGCUGGGUCGGAUCGAGGUUUAUCACUUGGUGUGUGACCUUGAACAAGUUACAUAACCUUUCUGGGCUUCGGUUGUCUUAUUUACGAAAUGAGGAUGAUAAUAGUACUUUCCUCAUAGGGUUAUUGACUUUGCAGAACGUCUCAGAUGCGGUAAGCACUCACUAAAUGCUGCCUGUCAGCAUUAUUAUUAAUAUUAAUGUUAAAAUAUUAGAAACCGUGCCAAAACAUGUGACCUGAAGUGCCACAUACAAAUUUUACAGUUCAGCGAUACUGUCAAUUUAAAUCAGUUAGAUGUUGGCAUUAGAAAAAUUGUCUUUCCUGACCGAAGCGCUGUUGAUUACUCCUGUCUCACUCAUUUCCUCCCUCUUCCUUUGAUAGGCAGGUCCACGAGAUCCAGUCUCACAUGGGACGCCUGGAGACAGCCGACAAGCAGUCUGUGCACUUAGUAGAAAACGAAAUCCAAGCAAGCAUAGACCAGAUAUUCAGCCAUCUAGAGCGUCUGGAGAUCUUGUCCAGCAAGGAGCCUCCUAACAAAAGACAGAAUGCCAAACUUCGUGUCGACCAGUUAAAGUAUGAUGUCCAGCACCUGCAGACUGCUCUCCGAAACUUCCAGCAUCGGCGAUACGCAAGGGAGCAGCAGGAAAGACAGCGAGAAGAGCUUCUGUCCCGCACCUUCACCACUAAUGGGACCCAGAAGAAGAUCCUCGACAUCGCCAACGUGCUCGGCUUGUCCAACACAGUGAUGCGGCUCAUCGAGAAGCGAGCUUUCCAAGACAAGUACUUCAUGAUCGGUGGGAUACUGCUCACCUGUGUGGUCAUGUUCCUUGUGGUGCAGUACCUGACCUGAGCCAGCCAGGCCCCGCGGCUGAAUAGCGGGCCCACGGCGUGAGAGUGUGUGUGAGUGUGAGUGUGCAAAGGGAGGGCGGCCCGGAGGCUGCCUUCUGAAAUGUGUGCCCAUCUGAACUGUGAAGACCACUCCGAAGUAAUUGUGACCUGUAACCUGGUGGGAGUUUCAAACCUCUGUUUUUUGUGACAUCUUGGAGGGGAAACUCGUGCUGCCGAGGUGUGGUGCUUAGGAGUGAACGAGGCCUCUGCUCUCACUAGUGCUCGCUCACCCUCACAGGGGCAGGAAGAGAUGCGGGGUAAGGGAGGCCAGGGAGAGGGGAGGGAGAGAAUGGCCUUGCUGGUUUUUGUCCUCACAGCUGACGUGCCCCCGGGAAGGCUUUCACGGUGAGCUUGCAGACAGGACUGUCCGCUCUUGGCCAUCCACUGGUCUUUCUGGCUCCUGGUAGAUAGUCUAGAGCAGAAGCAAAGAGAGGAGGGGAAAGAGGCCUUCUUUUCCUGCACCCACUACAGUAGGUGGGGGUGCACAUGCUCUUGCUACUAGCCACCUUCCCCCCCCACACCCCUCCAAAAAAUAAUGACGUGCCAAUGACUGACUGCUAAUACCUGUCAUCCUUCCCCGGAAGCAGCUACCUAGAGGAAACAGAGGCAUUGGCGCUGUUGCUGAUAGCAAGAUUUUCCACAUCACAGUUGUUGGGUGUUUCUCCUUUCUAAAGUAAGGCCACCGUUAACUCCCCGGGAGUGGUCAGUCUUGAAACUGAAGACCCUAGUCACCGAUUUUUUUUCCACUAGUUAAUGGUUGGCUUUUAAGACUGCAGCCUGGCACCCGUUCCCAGGCUUAGGUGGGUGUUUGCCCCUUGUCAGGUAGCUGUGAGCAAAUGUCAGUGAUUUGUCUUUUACAGUCUCAUCUCUAGUUUUAGUAUCUCUAAUUAAUAAUUCGCUCUCUUCCCUUCCUUGAAAUAUAUUAGCAGCUGCCAGCCAAGCCUCCAUUCUGCCCAGCCAGUAUGGGCACAUGCCACCCUAGAGACGUCUCUGGUGUGUAUGUCCUCGUAAGACUCUGUUUUCAGGGACCGGGACCUUUUUCCUCUCGGACCAACCCUGGAUUAAGGCUGUAUCGGUACCCGGCGUAUUGUGGAAUUUAUUGUAAAGCCAGUCUGUUCAAGGAGACGAAUCACUGAAAGUACCAGAAAGAGCUGGUUAGCCUAUUUUUUCAUCUGUCACAGGCCCUACCAGCCCUAGGCGCUCAGUAUGGCAAGACAUAAAUAACACUCACAGUUUCCCAGAGGAACUGUAAACCUGGUCAGUAUUAACCCCACCUUUGACUGUCUUGCCCUACCUACUUCCUGUCUUUGUUUCUUGUUAUUUGGACUAUCUCUGUCAUCUUUCUCUUUUCUCUGUGUUUUCUCUUCCACCUCCCUUCUUUACCCCACCCCCACCCCCACCUGUUUCUGUAGCAGUAUUGAUCUUUGUAGGCACAUCUGUGGCAUGGAUCCCUUUUGGGGAUAUGUUUCUUAAUUGUCACGGAUUUUUAACAUGAGUUUCCUGGGUACUGAUUUCACACUUUUGGUAGGAUCUCUAUUGCUCUUACUUGUCUGUGCUACACAGGGGCCCUGGGUUUCCAAGGAAAGGGGAAUCUUUGAUCCCUUCAUAAAAGGAUUGAGGGCCCUGCCAGAGUGAAAACAUUGGCCUGGUGGAUGGCCAGAGGGGUGGAAGCAUCUUCAGACCUAGCUCUGACUUUGGGGAGGCCAAGUUGGAAAUUUCCAUCAUACCCAGCACCCCUGUCAUCCCAGGGACCCAGCACAGGUCUUUUAGCGGUCCACGAAAUGGGUUUUUAAACUGCACAGACUUGGCUCUGAGCCUGGGCACCCGAGGAUCCCGCCAGACAGUGCACUUUGGAAGAAGAUGUACGAGGAGCAGCUAAGCCAUUUGGACUUGAACACUGGGGAGGCAGAAACUCCCCCCACCCUCUGCCCUCUGUUGGCUGAUGUGACACCUAUUUGUAAUGUACACCAGUCUGUUUCCAAACUUGCCUUUCUAGUGAUUGUUGGCCUCGACGAACCAGAAGUAAGGCCUUUCUUCGUGCUGCACCUUCAGAGCCAUUCUCCCUACUUUGUAAUAAAAAUCGAGGGGGCAGUCUGUGGGUCUUCACCACCCGGAGCUAAGGAACAGCAGCCACAGUAUGUUUGGAGACCCUGGGGCACCUCGUGUCAUCGUGUGCUUGCCCUUCCCUGUCACACAUUGGCUUUCAAUGCUCUGUGAGCAACACACUUUGUCUCCACGGUCCUCAGAGUAUAGGGCAGGGUCCCCAGGCCAGGGAAGGAGCACCCUCUAGUGGAGUUGGGGUGAAUUCUCAGGUGCAAGAAUCUCCAGGAGCUGCCUCUGCGACCUUGUACAGGAUUUUGGUGUACCUAUUGUGGUUUAAGACAGGUGGGUUGUCAAGGAACUUGGAGUAUCUUCAUUCCGUGGAUGUGUACUCCGGGUGUGAUCACCUUAAGAAAAGCCGAACUCCACGACCAAGUAAGUAGGAGAGUCUUGAUUUUAUAGAAAGCUUUGCUGCUGGGAUUUUUCCUGUCCUUUGCCCUGAUGAAUUUAAAUGGAUUUGAUGUGCAAAUUUGGCUUUACACUCACUGUUUUUGAAACACAUCAGUUGAAUAAAGUUGCUGUUUAUUUUAUUUAGAAAACUACAUUUUGUAAAGGAAUUUGACAUUCAUUGUCAUAACUAAUAACCCUUUUUUUCUCAGGCCAGAGAUUCUGAAACACUGUUCUGAGACCAGGGGUGGGUUGGCUGCCUCAGCAGUAGCUGGGAAACUUU